UGUGGUUCUUGCGCCUGCAGAGAGCUCGGGGCUGGGGUUGCCGUGUGUGCGGUUGUGUUUUUCGCCAGUCGGCCUUCUUCCUCCGGGACCAUGGCCACCGAUUCGUGGGCCCUGGCAGUGGACGAGCAGGAAGCGGCUGUCAAGUCGAUGAGUAAUUUGCAGAUCAAGGAAGAGAAAGUCAAACCAGAUACCAAUGGUGUUAUCAAAACCGAUGCCACUCCAGAGAAAACAGAUGAAGAAGAGAAAGAGGACAGAGCCGCCCAGUCCUUACUCAACAAGCUGAUCAGAAGCAACCUUGUCGAUAACACCAACCAAGUGGAAGUUCUGCAGCGGGAUCCAAACUCCCCACUCUACUCAGUGAAGUCCUUCGAGGAGCUUCGGCUGAAACCACAGCUUCUGCAGGGAGUCUACGCCAUGGGGUUCAAUCGACCAUCCAAGAUACAAGAGAAUGCGUUACCCAUGAUGCUUGCUGAGCCCCCACAGAACCUGAUUGCCCAGUCUCAGUCUGGUACUGGUAAAACAGCUGCCUUCGUCCUGGCCAUGCUCAGCCGAGUGGAACCAGCAGAGAGAUACCCGCAGUGUCUGUGCCUCUCCCCAACAUAUGAGCUGGCGCUUCAGACAGGAAAAGUGAUUGAGCAGAUGGGCAGAUUUCAUCCAGAACUAAAGCUUGCUUAUGCUGUUCGAGGCAAUAAAUUGGAAAGAGGUCAGAAGAUCAGUGAGCACAUUGUCAUUGGCACCCCUGGGACCGUUCUGGACUGGUGCUCCAAGCUCAAGUUCAUUGACCCCAAGAAGAUCAAGGUGUUUGUUCUGGAUGAGGCUGACGUGAUGAUAGCUACUCAGGGCCACCAAGAUCAGAGCGUCCGCAUCCAGAGGAUGCUUCCCAGGAACUGCCAGAUGCUGCUUUUCUCUGCCACCUUCGAAGACUCUGUCUGGAAAUUUGCCCAGAAGGUGGUCCCAGACCCAAACAUCAUCAAACUGAAGCGCGAGGAGGAGACAUUGGACACCAUCAAGCAGUAUUACGUCCUGUGCAAUAGCAGAGAUGAGAAGUUCCAGGCCUUGUGUAAUAUCUACGGGGCCAUCACCAUUGCUCAAGCCAUGAUCUUCUGCCACACCCGCAAAACAGCUAGUUGGCUGGCAGCAGAGCUCUCAAAAGAAGGCCACCAGGUGGCUCUGCUGAGUGGUGAAAUGGUGGUGGAGCAGAGGGCUGCAGUGAUUGAGCGCUUCCGAGAGGGCAAAGAGAAGGUUCUGGUCACCACCAACGUGUGUGCCCGCGGUAUCGAUGUGGAACAGGUGUCUGUCGUCAUCAACUUUGACCUUCCCGUGGACAAGGACGGGAACCCGGACAAUGAGACCUAUCUGCACCGGAUCGGGCGCACCGGCCGCUUUGGCAAGAGGGGCCUGGCCGUGAACAUGGUGGACAGCAAGCACAGCAUGAACAUCCUGAACAGGAUCCAGGAGCAUUUCAAUAAGAAAAUAGAAAGACUGGACACAGAUGACUUGGACGAGAUUGAGAAAAUAGCCAACUGAGAAGCUCCUGCAGUCACUGGUGCCGCCCUUGGUGCUCCCCCUGCACGGGACACUAGUGCUUUCACGGCACAGGCCUCAACAGUCAACACAAAGAUGAAGGCACGAGUAGAGAGAAACUACCUACCUCAUUUUAAAUUACAUUUGGACUUGACAAAAAUUGCGCAAAUGAUGGGGGAAGGUAGAAGAAAAAAUUUGCAUUUUGGAAAAUUUAGUCCUUUUCCUCCCAUCCCUUUUCAAAGCCACGGUUUCCUCCGUCUUUAUAAUAACGUGCUCACUAUUGGUAAUCGCUGGCCCCAGGAUCCCCUGCUUGUUUUCUGGCUAGGGGUGUUGAGACCAGCCUCUAGCCCCUGAAGAAACGAUAGAGGUAUAGGCAGAGGGCAGGAAAGGCCCGGGCAACUCAGCCGUGUGAGCUCCUGUGCGUGGGUGGAGCAUGGGGGGCGGCGCAGAGAGGCCUGUGAGCAGCAGCCCCCAUCCCUGACUGAGACUUGUCACGAAUGUCUCUUGCCCUUGGCCGCCUUCCUUCUCCUCAAAUCCAGAGAUGUUCCAGCUGAUCCCUUUUACCUCUGUUCUCUGUGCACAGUAUAUCCUUCUCUCUCCCUGUGUGAGCAUCUUGGCUACUUUGUAAACCUCAGAUCUGGGGAGAACCACAGAAGUCAGUGAAUCUUCAGAGGGACUGCUCUGGCAAGAGUGGAUGAUCUAGGGCUGCCUUCUCCUCCCGCAGUUCUAUCUGCUCAGGUACCUGGUGUCACAGCAGCCAAGGGACACCUGGUUGUUUUCUGACACAUGCCUGGCCGAGUGAGUUGAUUCUCACCCAUGGAUGUCACACUGUGCCUGGAGUCGAGCAGCAGAGUUUGGAAAGGAAGUUAUGACCAAGUGAAAACUCUGAUUAUGCUGUUCAUCCGUAACAGUAGAUGAACUUUAAUUCAUACAUUGUCUGUAUGAAUAAGGAUGGAUAAAUUAGAGCUAUACCCAUCAUUCAUUAUGUUAAGAAAUUUAAAAAUAAUUAUGAAAUGCUUUACUAAUCAUGAUUUGUUUUUACUUGUAUUUUUCUGCUUAUUAGACUAAUAUAU
Eubalaena glacialis (North Atlantic right whale) is the source of this 2597-nucleotide messenger RNA. RefSeq names its product ATP-dependent RNA helicase DDX19A. Lineage: Eukaryota; Metazoa; Chordata; Mammalia; Artiodactyla; Balaenidae. The transcript is spliced from 12 exons. The coding region runs from base 91 to 1527 and encodes 478 amino acids. Gene Ontology annotation, biological process: poly(A)+ mRNA export from nucleus. Gene Ontology annotation, cellular component: nucleus; cytoplasmic stress granule. The record is from RefSeq and is a predicted model, not a curated record. Gene Ontology annotation, molecular function: RNA helicase activity; ATP binding; RNA binding.